GCCCUACCUGGCAGUCCAACACGAAGGGUAGCCUACUUGGUCGGACAGCUUGAUGUCGAAGGACAGAUUGGAUGCUGGCUUGUAAUGCCCCAGGGUUUACGUGCAAAUCUUCCGUGUUCAACACAUGUGUUAGAAAGGAGAUUGCGGAAUGAGUCGACUUCUGGGAAGGGUGUCGGUCGGGCGAUGGGCAAAUUUGAUAAUUUCGUGCUAAAUUCAAAUCUUUGUGAAUCUCAUAUUGGAAUCUGUGAUUUUUUCUUUACAACCAGUUUGAGGUGGUGGUUUAAUAUUGAAAGUUUCACAAAUUUUAUGUACAAGAAGGACCCAACAUUAACUGCAAUACAAGUGUUCGAUGAAUACACCCGAAACCUCUCAGAAAUUGAAACUAUUAAUGACAUUGAUUUCAAUGUUGCAAAAUAUAUUAAUACUUUUCGCAAAAAAAUAGUCAAAACAGAGUAUCUGAAAAUUAUCGGCGAUAUUUUAAUAGUAAAAAUAUCAACAGGUGCAAGUGUAAGGAAAAAGGUAACAACUCAAACCCAAAAAAAAUUUAAAAUAGCGGCAGAAAAGGAUAAAGAAAAUCGAAAAGCAGCUGUAUAUAUCGAUAGUCAUAAUGUGAACGAUGAAAUUAAUAGUUUUUUUCAGAGUUCUCCUAAGAGACAAUCUUCAGAUCAGCUUUUUGAAGUGGUUGAGAGUGAUGAAGAUGAAUCAGCUGAGUCGGGCUAUGAGACGGGUGAAGAAAAUUGUGAUGAAGCUCCAUUAAAAAUAAACAAAUCUGCUUUUCAUGAAGCGCAUAACGCUAUUCCGAAUAACGCUAAGAUGCGGUUGAAAUCAGGGAGGAUAGUUGAAGACAUUCUUUUCAAUUACGUUAAGGAUAAGGAUUAUGAAGAACAUGCGCAUUCUUAUAUCAUAGACUGUGAGAAUGAGAACAUAAAAUCUUUAUUCAGUGAGGAGGAAUGGGAAGAACUGAUUUUGGAUCGAUUGGGUGUUCCUUCGCUUCCGCAAGAAAUUGCCAAAGAAUUGGCUCGGUAUGGAAAAAAAUCACUAGAAGAGCUCCGUAAGAUUGUAAAUACGCCGUACCUUCAAGAUGGUGUUGUUUACGACGUUCAACAACAUUAUGAUUUGGAAUGGAUUCAAAUGUCUGUUAGAACUCUUGUUAAUCUAUAUGAAAAUAUGGACUCACCCUUAGUGCGAAACCAAUACGAGGAUUGGUUUACGGUUGCUCUUUUUGGGGCUUGUAUAGACAUGUGUAUGAGAACUGCGCAACUUGGCACUGACGUAAAAAGAACUGAUGCACCAUCCUUAGCCAGUGCUAAUAGGAAAAAUCGUAAUCGACCAAAGAAUGUAAGAAAGUUUAUAGGUCGAAAAAUCGAUGGUAUUGUUUACAUAAUCAACCGACUUCUUGAAGUGGGGGCAAUAGAGGCGGCAAGAUCUUUUUCUGGUGAAUCGCAUAGGAAAUAUCUUAAUGAAAAAUUUAAAAUGCCAAAAACUUUGCGGGAUAUGCUAGCUGAUCAUAUCCGGGCAGUCAACUAUGAUGAAGAAAAAAUAAACAAAAUUCAAGUUUUUGGAAUACUGCAUUUUGGAUUGAGAAUUCAGUUUACAAGAUUAUGGCGCACCGGAGGAUCGAUCACAAUUUUCCACAAAGAUCCUCAAUUGUAUUAUUUAGAUAACAAGUUUUCAGCAGAAGGAAUAAAAAUUUUUCUUAAAUUUUUAGCUGAAGUUUAUCGGUGUAAGCAAAUUAUUAAAAAUAAUUUAGAUGUACUGAAUAGCAGAGGAAGCGAUGACAUUGAAUCGGGCGAUAAUGAUUUAUUUAACGAAUUAAUGGGCGUUGGUAGAUCGUUUACACCAUCCCCACGCUUGGUUAGAUACUUUGCUGAUUGUUGGAAGACGCCAAGAACAGAUAGAAAACCCAAAUCAAAGAAAAAGCGAAAGCUAAAGAGUAAUUGA
Messenger RNA from Dentiscutata erythropus, 1941 nucleotides. The record is from the annotation of a GenBank genome assembly. NCBI's taxonomy places the organism in Eukaryota, Fungi, Glomeromycota, Glomeromycetes, Diversisporales, Gigasporaceae.